CUCCACUCAAUGUGGGAUACACAUUGUAAUACUAUAUAGUGUGCUACACAAAUUUGUAUUGUUUGAAUGCAACAAGCAUGGAUGGACAAGCUGCUUCAAACAAAAGCAAGCCCAUCGACCAUGCUAUUCCAUUUGCCAGGCAUUGAUAUGACACAUUUCAAUCCUUUGUAUUUGCCAUCACUCCCAUUUGUGAAUCUAUCUUCAUACCCAAAUUCUAUAUUUUAUUAGUUUAAAGUCUUUGCUAUAUUUCUUAACCCGAAAACCCGAGUCAACAGCAAUCAGAAUAGGAUAGAUCCGAAUCCAAAAAACCUGUCAAAACCCGAUCCCGAACCAAUCCGUCCAAUUUAGUCAUUUCCUGAUUGACCACGGCGCUUUGUAUCUCUCAAGUCUUGUCUCGUUUUCAGACAGUAGUUUCUUUUGUUCCUCAAAACCACCCCCCUUUUUUUCGAUUGUUUUUCGUUGAAUUUGAAGGUUUUUAAUCGAAAAAAAUGGGGUUUGUUUCUUUCGUGGGAAGAGUUCUUUUCGCUUCAGUAUUUCUCCUCUCUGCUUGGCAAGAGUUCAAUGAAUUUGAUGUUGAUGGAGGGCCAGCAGCAAAGGCAUUGAAGCCGAAAUUCAAUGUCUUCUCAAAGACUGUGACAUCUCAUACAGGGGUGCAAGUGCCGGAAUUCGAUAUUAAGUAUCUAGUUGCUGCUGCUGUGGCCUUUAAAGGUGUUGGGGGUAUCUUAUUUACAUUCGACAGCAGUAUCGGAGCUUAUCUUCUGGUUCUGCAUCAGCUUAUCGUUACUCCCAUAUUGUACGACUUCUACAACUAUGACACAGAAAAGAAGGAAUUCGGUAUACUUUUCACAAAAUUCACACAGAACUUGGCUCUGUUAGGGGCCUUAUUCUUCUUUAUUGGCAUGAAGAACUCGAUGCCUAGGAGACAACACAAGAAAAAGGCUCCAAAAACAAAAACAUUUUGAAGAGGAACAUCUAGGAUUUUUGUUCGAUAUCCGUCUACUUCAGUGAAUCCAUAUCUAUCUUUAUUUAUGCUUUGUAUCAUGGCUUUGUUUCUUAAAGACUAGGGAAAAGGGGCAUAUAUUACUCGGAAUGGCUUGAUAUUAUUAAUUACGAAGUUAAGCUCGUUGUUAUUUAAUUUUCAGAAAGGGUUUGAUAAUAUUACUUUUAAA
Molecule: messenger RNA, 1169 nt
Organism: Gossypium arboreum
Lineage: Eukaryota; Viridiplantae; Streptophyta; Magnoliopsida; Malvales; Malvaceae
Exons: 5
Coding region: 489-962 (157 amino acids)
Source: RefSeq, a predicted model, not a curated record